Penicillium longicatenatum is the source of this 498-nucleotide messenger RNA. Its product is annotated as cupin domain-containing protein. The transcript has a single exon. The record is from RefSeq and is a predicted model, not a curated record. Bases 1 to 498 code for a protein of 165 amino acids. Lineage: Eukaryota; Fungi; Ascomycota; Eurotiomycetes; Eurotiales; Aspergillaceae.
AUGAGCGCUCAGCCCCUUCCUACGAUCCGCCGACUUGUCACUGGCCAUGAUGGACAGGGCAAUGCCAUUAUCUGGAAAGACGAUGAAAUCAAGGCAUCCCAAGCACAGCAUGGACCGUUUCUGACCCGAAUUUGGUCAUCCUCCGAACUGCCUCCUGAUGUCAAUACUGCCGACGACCUUGGCUUAGUCGAUACUGGACUGGCCAACAACGGUACAAUCUGCCGCAUUGUCGAUUUCCCCCCAAAGUCCGUGGGAAUGGUUCACCGAUCAAUCACUCUUGAUUACAUCUAUGUGUUGGAGGGGGAAGUCACAUUGACUCUUGAUGAUGGUUCAAAGACCAAGGUUCAAAAAGGCGAUAUUGUGGUGCAGCAAGGAACAAUGCACGGAUGGGACAACGAGACAAACAACUGGUCACGACUGCUGUGUGUCUUGAUUGCUGCGAAGCCUCCAAUUGUUUCGGGGAAAAUAUUAAAGGCGGAGGUUCCCUUCCAGAUUUAG